GAAGGGUGCAAAAGACUACAUCAGAUGUUAAGCUUUCAACACUGCUUUAAGAUCUACUUUUUCAGGGCAGUUCAGUGAGUCACUUGCGUUGAGGGCAAAUGUGAAGCUCUUGUGCAGGUUUUCCUUGCUUCCACAGUGGAAACAGUGACCCACUACCUAUGUUGAAGGAUGUCUACUCGGGGAAAGAAUAUCCAUCUGAUCGGUGGAUCAACUCUGGAGAGUAUUAAUGUCAUACGGAACCACUCCAAGCUCCUCCGAGGAGAAUGCACGAGAUUGAUCGAGGAUUGCAGCAAAUCUUGCAAGCGCCUGGAGGAUGAUGACAGCGAGAGGCUGGAUCAACGCGUCCAGGACAUUCACUUUGUGAAGAAGGAGCUGGAGCUGAAGUUGGAGGAAAAUAUUUUGGAGACAGAUCAGCUUAUUGCAGUCCAGAACAGAGUGACGAAAGCUAUCGAGUCCUGCAAGGAGCCUCUUCGAGUCACUCUUCUCUGUAUAGAAGAGAGAAAUAAACCCGCUGAGAAGGUGAACGAUGAAGUAUGCAUGGAGCUGCUCAGGGAGGCUGACCUCACAAAGGGAGUUACAGCCCUCAUGCAGCGCGUCGUGAGGCAGAUCGCUGAACAAAUACGAUUGAACCAAUCGGCCAAAUUCCAACUUGAACAGGAUCUCAAGGAGAAAUAUGAGGCGCAGAAUUUAGAUUCAUCCUGUGCCUCAAUGACCCCGCAUUCCCUCAUCAACACAGAGCAAACUUUAAAUGGCAAGCCAGUUUCCUCCAGUUCAUCUGUGACACCUGUACAGUGGGGCAACCACUCUGAUUUCAACAUCGCUAAGGCAGAACAGCAGAAGAGAAACUCUGUUUCCCUGAGGGCCCUGGUGGAGUCUCUGCUGGCACAAACUGCCUCUGAUAUGCAAAAGCAAUUCCAGGCGACAUCAGCAGCCUUUCAAUUCAAUAUCAAGCAGUUGAAGACCGUCAAAAGUCAUAUGGAGGACCAACUCACCAAGGUUUUGUCCGAGUUUGCCAGUCAGCAGAGAAACCGAGACGAUCUCUUGGUGGCAGUCACAGAGAAUGAGCAUUUCUUGAGUUUGGCUCAGGCAAGGUUGGAUGUGCGUCAGCACAGGCCUCCAAAAGAGCAAUGCCAUGAUCCAGCACAAUCACAGCUCCUCACCGAGGUCGGACAGCUUGCCUGUCAAAUCAACAAGUUGCAUGAAACAGUGGAGCAAUCUGAAGAGCAGCAGAGGGCGCUGGUCCGCUGCCAGCUGGAGCUGCAACACAACAUUGAGGUCAAGGCCAGACUCCUCUACGUUGACGAUGUCAUCUGCGGCCAACUCAGGAAGCCUAUCGUCAUACACAACUUCUGACACCCUUUGUGUACUUUUACAGUGUAGUUUAUCAAAACAUUUUCACAAAGAUUGAAGGUAUCUACUGUAUCUAUAGUACUCGCCAAAAAUAUUGGUCAAUUUCUUUCUUUUUGUUGUUGUGGACUGAAGACAUUUGGGUUUCAGAUCACAAGAUGACUGACACAAAAAUUCCAAAUUCCAACUUUUAGUUCAUGGUGUUUACAUCUAGAUGUGUUAAUAGCUCAGGACCGAGUACCGUACCUUAUGUUUCAAGUGAGCAAAAGUUUUGGAACAGACAUUCAAUUAACGUAAAGUGAAUAACAUUUCACAUUUGGUGUUGCAUGUCAAAAUAUCGGUGUGGUUCUAGAUGGGUACCCGAGGUUGUUUGUUGCUUGUUUUUUGCCCCAACCUGACUGACCUCAUGAAUGAACAUAAAGAUUUACAGCACAUAUGAGAAGAGUCGGGUUCACCGGUCACAUCCGGCCUGUCCAGAAUUUCUGCAGCCUUGAGAAAGUCAAACUACAAUGUCAAGCAACCUCUGCUUUUAUUUUGAAGUGCAUGUGUGUCAGCUAUGCAGGCGAACAAGAGCAGUGACUUGAUUUCAAUGUUGCCAACUUAAAUAUAUUGUUAUUGUAAUCUGUGACUUCUCUGAACAUACUUGGAACUAUUGUUUUUAAAGAUAAAAAAUAUAUAUUGAUGAAUAGUACCAACA
Molecule: messenger RNA, 2044 nt
Organism: Hippocampus zosterae (dwarf seahorse)
Lineage: Eukaryota; Metazoa; Chordata; Actinopteri; Syngnathiformes; Syngnathidae
Gene: tekt1
Product: tektin 1
Exons: 8
Coding region: 169-1353 (394 amino acids)
Biological process (GO): cilium movement involved in cell motility; cilium assembly
Cellular component (GO): microtubule cytoskeleton; nucleus
Source: RefSeq, a predicted model, not a curated record